AUGCCGUCGUCUCAGUGCCUGCAAGAUCCGCAAGUUUCCAGCCCCGAUCGCUAUCAAAGAGAGUGGUUAAAAUGGUCAGACGUAAAAUGUGGAGAGCAUCGAUUGUCUGAGCAUUCGGACGUCAUUGUGGUUGACCGUGCCAAAUAUGCCGGAAACAUUGGUUCCAUAUUGAGGCACAUGCCGCUCCUUGGUGGAGUACAAGUCCUCUUCUUGACAAACAGCGACCACAAGCGCACUUCACCCUAUCCAGUCUACACGCGUGGUUUUUUGAAGGAAGUGAUGAGGGUGUCCAUGGCUCGCAACUACCAGGAAUUUGGAAGCCAACUCUGCGUUCUAGAAGGCGGCGAUGGCAAAGAGGAGAUGCUAGACCUUUUGAAACUGCUCAAGUCAGCCGGGUUUAAGCGGCUCUUGCUCGAGAAUCAAGAAGUGUUCGAGGAAUUGUCAGCAUCUGGAAGGACUCUCCCUUGCGAUUCCAUCUUUGAGCAAGCCGUUUUGCAAGACUUUUCUGCCCCGAUCUUGUGGUGCACUGCGAUGCUGGCGCUUUCAUACCAAGCUGGGCGCGAUUGGGUUCCCAGAACGGUUUGCCCUCGGAUCAGAUCGGACACCUGGCACAGUCGACUGUAG
Molecule: messenger RNA, 624 nt
Organism: Cladocopium goreaui
Lineage: Eukaryota; Dinophyceae; Suessiales; Symbiodiniaceae
Source: the annotation of a GenBank genome assembly